GACCGGCCCGCCGGCACUUCCGGUGCGGCGGCGGCAUGGACGGCACCCUGCGCUACUGGAGGGCGGAGGGGCAGUCGUUCUUCCAGAGGUUUCUCCUCUGGGCGGACGCCUUGGAUCCGCUGCUGCUCCUCAAGUCCCCGAAUGAAAUACAGAGAACCAGGUUAUUAAUGCAAAUCAAUGAGAAGAGUGAGCCCAUACAGAAUAACCAGACCAAACAAGCCUUCUUGCUAAGCCUGUCCAGUGUACAUCCUGAUACAGACAAAAUAAUUCCUAUUUUAUUUAGACCUCCAGCUUUCAUGCCCAUAACUCUUCCCUUGGUCAUUGUUUCAUCUGUUCAGCAUCAGGCAAAGCAUUCUUUUUUUUGGCAGUUUGUGUUUCACACAUACACCACAGCAUUCACUCUGGUAAAUGGAAAUGGCACCCCAAAGGCUGAAGGAUACUCACUUCAGCAAAAGCAGCUCUUCCUUGGCUUGGGAGCCAUUUCCUAUUCAGCCUGUAUUGGUGCUCUGCCUCUUGCCUUUUCGAAUCGUUAUGCAUUGAAGAGCCCAUUAAUGCAACUUUUUGUCAAAAAACUGCUACCUGCUCCUCUGCUUGGUCUGAUGAGUGCAUUUACUGUGGCGAUAGUGAGAAGUCCAGAAUUUGACAAUGGGAUAGAAGUGAUGGACAGGAAUGGCAAUGUUAUAGGAGUGUCUAAGAAGGCUGGUGAGAAGGCUGUUAUGGAAACAGCAUUGUCCAGAGCAGUCUUGUUUGGGACAACGUUCUUCCUGCCAGAAGUGCUCAUGUACUUUGUGCAGAGAGCAAGAUUUGUUAAAAAUCCUCGUGCUUUGGGUCCAGUGAGGAUGUUUGUGAUUAUGUCAGUCCUAGCAGGGAUGCUGCCAGUCUCAUUUAGUAUGUUCCCACAGUGUGGGGAGAUAAAGCGAGCAGACCUUGAACCAGAAAUUCUGACAUCUACAGAAGAAACAGAGUUCUUCUACAACAGAGGGAUUUAGAGCCUGGCUUUUAUAUAUAAAUGUGUGCUCUGAUCCAAGUGAAUUCUGAAUGCACCACUGGCAUUUGUGACUGAACUGUGAUUCUGUGGUGGCAGAGGUGCCAGAUCUGGUGUACCAUGGUGUGACUGUACAGAGGCAGAACUUGGCAACCUGGCUUUGCCAGCCCCAGCCUGGAGGCACAUAAACACACCUCACUGAUGCUGAAAAGUGCUAGAAAAGCACUGUAACACAGCCUUUGUCACAACCUGUGUUCUGUGCUUCCUCUGGUGAUUGAUUUCUUAAUUAAAUAACUGUUGAGUAUGUAAGUUUGUUCUGCUGCUGCAGCUUCUGGUGCACUUCUUUCCAGGAACCCAGCUGGUGAAGGCUUUGACAUCAGGACUCCUGUGGCUAAAGUCCAGCUGGUUCUUCUCAGAACACUUUGAUGUUUUCAGUGACCUAACAAUGCUCAUUUUUAGGAUGAGACGUGAGUGAGGCAGCCCUUAAAGUGAUACUAGACAUGGCAGUAGAAUAUUGGUUUAAUUUAGUUGUUUAAAAGGUGUUAAGGAAAUGAGUGUCAAGUUUGACUACCAAUUAAUGUCUGGCUUUCUAAACAUCCUUGAAGGAGUUCUGAAGCCUGAUGGCCCUUGAGCUUUAGAACUUGUUUUUUUACACUGAAGCCAUGAGGAGAUCCCAUUUCUUUCUGAUCUGGACAAUGAGGAAUUCCACAUUUGCAGGUUGGCUGUGUUCAUCCAAAGAAAGCAAGCUCUUUUGAUAUGUGGCAUCAUUUUGGUAUGUUGAUCAGCAAGGUGAUACAUUUUGCUGAUCCUGUGUAAUUAUUCAGGGACUCAGUUGUCUGGGAAGAGCUGCAGAAAGAGCUUACAGUAGAUCCUGUGAUUGUGACAAUAUCUUCAGUGAUUUUUCACCUCUCCUUCAACCCCUGCCUAUAGUUAUAUGAGGUGCUGCUCAGGCUGUGUGACAAGGAUGGAAAUGCACUAAAUAAUGUAAGAUUAUAUAUGUGAAAGUGAUUAUCACAAGUGCAGCCUCCAAAGUGUGCCAUAAUUUAACUUCCUUACGGCACAAUAUGCAGGUCACUGCUCUCCUGUUGCUGAAGGAUUGGAUUUCUUUUCACAGUAUGAGGAAAACAAUGAUUGCCCAAUCCAUCCUACAGGAAGAGAGCAGCAUAGAGCAAAGUAAGGAAAAACAGCAGGCCUGGACUCUUGCAAGAAGAGAUUCCUGCUGUGCUUUUGGCAUUGAACAAAAGCAGGAAGUUGGAGGUUGAGUUUAAUUUCUUGUUCGAGUUCUGCCUUUUUUGAGCCUUCCUCUAACAACUUACUGGAGGGAAAGAUCAGACAAGGGGAGAGAGGAGCAGCAGCAUUUCCUAAGGACCUGGAACUGGAGGGGAAUGUGCUGUAAAGCAGUUCCUGGAAGACCAUAUGGAUACUGUCUGUAAUGGCCAGGUAAAGGAUUAUUUACACCUGCUAAACUCUGCCACCUCAGCCUCUGUGGGUGCUGUUCUUCAGUACAUGGUAAAAUCUCAUCAAGGUCAACAAGAUAAUUGUGUUGUGUCAGACCAAAGGGUCUGCUGAAGUAAAUGUCAUCUGCUCCUGGCAGGAGGUGAGAACUAGAUGAUUUUCAGGGUCACUUCCAACCCAAACCAUUCUAUGAAUCUACCACAGGGUCACGUGGAACAGGCUUAAGCCUCAGCCUGCCUCUGGCUGAAGUGUUUGUCUCCUUCCAAACCUUUAAUAGCAGAGGCACAGAUAACAACCUGUAGUUAAAUGAUCUACACCAUGUUUCUCUAUUCCUAUUUCAGUCACAUACCAAAGGCAAAUGCAGAAAGGGUCUGAUUCCACUCCCAAUAAACAGUAACUGGCACUACAGUGAAAACCUGCACCUCUCCCCACUCCUUUUUUAAACAUAACUUAAGAAUGGCUAAAGUAAAUGCUAGUUACAUUAACCACAGUGGGAACAAGCUAAAAACCCAAAACCUAGGAGUAGAGCAAAGCCAACAAAUAGAAGAGAAUAUAUUGUGAACUUUGGAUUGUCAUGGUAACUAGACAAGCUAUAAAUUCACUGGCAACACAGUUGGAUGUUUUAAGCAAAUUGAUGUCAUUACAACUUCAUGAGUAAGGCUUCUGGAAUAGGUCUAGUAACAGUGUCUGUUAUUACAGCUGUCCCUUCUCAAACUCACCAGCUCCUUACUGCAUACUUGAGCUGAAAUUUGCCAUAUUAAACCCAGCUCUCUCAGGAUUAUUAAAUCCCCCUUUCCCCCAUUCUCAUAAAAGUUUCUGUUGCCCAAACCAGAAUUUUCUGGAAGAGGAGGGCAGGUGCCUGCCAUUUAUUUAAAUUGUCAGCCUGGCUGAUUCAGCUGCUUCCCAAAUCAGGGCAGGGAAAAUACUUUGCUAGAAAGGCCCUGGCAUCCUCAGCCUUGGGCCAGUCACUGAGAUGAGAACUGCCAGGACCAGCCACCUGGUAGUCCAGAGGUACAAGUCAGGGAACAAGACUGGGACAAGCAGCAAACCAUCAUGUUUGAGGGACCUGGGAAGAGGAAACCUUCCCCUUUGCAAUGUGGAAUAGAUUACCAACAUACCAGCCCAAGGCAGGUCUGUCUGCUGCCUCAGCUGGCCCUUAAGUGACAGUGCAUUAGUGGUACAACCAGUUAAGUUGUGGUGAAUGACAACAGAUGGAAGCUUUCAGCUUCAAGGAAAACAGAAGUCUUAGUACAGCACAAGAUGCUGUGCCUCACACCCUCAGCUUGUCGUCUUGAAAUGUAGGAAAAUCCAGUGAGGCUUUCAGGCCCCUUUAAUGUAGCUUAAAAAAAAUCAGCCACUCCCAUGUUAAGAAACAGAGAUCAAAACCCUUCUCAGCUGGAGCUGUGUCCCUGCUUUACCCCCAGGCCUGCUGAUUUUCCCUUUUCCCUACAAGCUGAGGGUGGAGGAAGGAAGGAAGGAUGAAGGCAGGGAGAGAGUCCUGCCCUGCAGCUCCUUCCCUAUGGGAUAGCAAACACCACGUGCUGCACAGUGUCACUCAGGAGGGAACUUGGGAGUCUCCUCCCAUCCCACAUCACUCAGCAGCUCCAAGGAAUGCCUUCACCUGACCAGAGAUGCUCUGACUCAGACUGCAGCCAGCCAGCUGCCUAGGGAAGGGUGUUUGGCACUGUGAGGCAGCUGGGAACUCCCUACACUGAGCUUCAUGGCUUGUUUUUUAUCUAGAAAUGGAACUGCUUCAACUCACAUCUCACACCACACAAUUAACAAACCCUCAGAAACCAGGAGCAGUCAGAGCCAAAAGCAGAAGCAGCCAAGACAUUUAAGUUGGAUUCUGUCAAAAAUCCCAUGUCAAGUUUUUCCAGGUUACAAAGCAUUACACUGCUCUCCAUUGAACAUUCCCCCUUCACACAUUUGCCUGCAGGGGAAACAGGGCAGGGCAGCUCACACCAGGAACUAAAACCCCAGGAUGAAAGCAGUAAAGCAAGUAACCCAAUUUACUCAACAAAAUCUCAACUGCAGGGACUGAGUGUUUGUCCUGCUCCCCUUUGGAAGCCUCUGCCCUGUUCACUCUUUACCCUCCAAUUUCUGCCAAGGUAGUGGAGAUGUUAUGGUGCAGGAACCAUUCACCAUUUUGUAUUUCUCCAAGAACAGAAAGGUAGUAAGAUGAAAAGAUAUGAAUAAAAAUUUUGUUUUAAACAGCCUUUGCUUCUAGGAGGAAGAAAGGAUGUCAUCUGACUGCAAAAAAGCAACUGCACUCUCAGUCUGCUUGUGUGCAUCCUGGGGAAAGGGAAGUGAGAAAUAAAUAGAAAUAUUUUCCUGUCCUGACCUUGCAAAUUUUUCUAUUUUAUUUUAAACAUUUUUGAAAAGAAGCAGUGUCAAAAUUCAUUGAGAAAAUGCAAGAACAUUAAGACAAUCCUUUGAACGCACUGAAGCUGAGGGAGGCAAAUAAAUCUUGUACAGAGCUGAUGAUAAAAUCAGCAAUGACAGAAGUGUUUGAACAUUUCCAACCUAAAGACCAAACCAUAGCUCAAUCCCAGUACUGCAAAACUAAGAGCUAAAGCCUGUGACUCCAUGGUCACACUAUUCACGAAUAAAUUUACAUAAAUUAAAGGGUAGACUGUUCAGGAAUUUUUUAAUAGGCAUAAGCAUGCUAUGAGUCCAGUUCCUUAAGUGCAAAAUUGUAUUUAAUCUAUGUUGCACAUAUGUCAGGAGAUCUAAUACAACACUGAGAUUUUCAACUGAAACAUUUCCAGAACAGAAAUCAGUACAGGCAUUCAAGGUUUAGUUUGCAACUGAGCCCCUCUGCUUUGUGUGGUUGUCUCUAGACAACUAGUAGGUCCUGAAGAGAAUUUUCAGCAUAGUUUUGCAGUUCUUCUAAUCUGACUGUUUUAUAGGUCCCAAAACAUAAGCAGCAAUAUUAAAGAACCAUUAACAAAAACCAUUCAUGGGCAAAUGAGGAAAAAAGCUGUAGAGCACUUACAGGUAAACAAAGGCAGUUGCAGUAUUUUUCUCUGAAGUAAAAAAAAAAUAAAAA
Molecule: messenger RNA, 5492 nt
Organism: Oenanthe melanoleuca
Lineage: Eukaryota; Metazoa; Chordata; Aves; Passeriformes; Muscicapidae
Gene: SFXN4
Product: sideroflexin 4
Exons: 14
Coding region: 36-989 (317 amino acids)
Biological process (GO): mitochondrial transmembrane transport; monoatomic ion transport
Cellular component (GO): mitochondrial inner membrane
Molecular function (GO): monoatomic ion transmembrane transporter activity
Source: RefSeq, a predicted model, not a curated record